CUCACUUUCUCCCAUUGACCCCCAGUUCAUAUUGCUAGACCCAGAGCCAUGGCCUCCCUGCUGGACUCCUUCCUCCUCUGCCUCUGCCUCGCUUCUUUCUCCCAAGGCGCCCAGCCCCGAAGGCAGCCCCCGGUCCCCCAGAAGCCGCCCAUCGAGACGGUCGCCCUCCAGCCAGACUUUGACCCCGAACAGUUUGCUGGGACGUGGUUCCUGGUUGCAACAGCCUCCCGCUGUGCCUAUUUGUCUGAAAACCACUACCGCUUGGAGGCCACAAAUGUGGUGGUGACCCUUGUGCCUAAUGCAGACUCCGGAGAAAAGGCCCUCCUCUUCAGCACCUUUCGCCCGCUGGAGGGCCACUGCUGGAAUAUCACCCAAACCUACUUCCCUGGAAAGACUCGCGGACGCUUCCAGAUCAAAGGUCGCAGCCUACCUGUUGAGGUUGCCAUUGGGGAGACAGACUACAGCAGUUAUGCCGUUCUCUUCCUCCAAAGGGCCAAGGGCCUCUCUGCAAAGCUCUAUGGCCGUUCGGCCAAAGUGGGUCCCGCGGUCACCGCCAAGUUCGAGCGACGGGUGAGGGAUCUGGGCCUGGAUGAGAACGACCACAUCUUCUACUUCCCUUCCUACGGGUUCUGCCACACAGCCGACUCCUUCCACACCCUGGACGAGACCAAGUUCACCGGGACCCGCUGAAGCCCUCCUUUCCUCCACUGGACCCAAAUGCAGAGCAAAAGCCCAGAAAAACAUUAAAUUUUUUUUGGAUCCAAA
Molecule: messenger RNA, 765 nt
Organism: Anolis sagrei ordinatus
Lineage: Eukaryota; Metazoa; Chordata; Lepidosauria; Squamata; Anolidae
Gene: C8G
Product: complement C8 gamma chain
Biological process (GO): complement activation
Cellular component (GO): blood microparticle; membrane attack complex; extracellular exosome
Molecular function (GO): complement binding
Source: RefSeq, a predicted model, not a curated record